UCAGUCCCUCAGAGAGAGGGGAAGAAGAAGGAGUGAGAGGCUGCGGCUCCUGUGGCUUCUGUUAGUAUCGCGGCGUCGGGCCCAUGGCGAUGGAUACGAGCGGCAAGGAGAAGGAAGCGCUGCAGCUGCUGGCCGAAGCGGACAAGAAAGUCCGCGGCUCCCAUGGCUUCUUCUCGGGGCUCUUCGGGGGUGGCUCUUCCAGGGUUGAAGAAGCAUGUGAUAUCUAUGCGAGAGCAGCCAAUAUGUUUAAAAUGGCAAAGAACUGGAGUGCUGCUGGGAAUGCUUUCUGCCAGGCUGCUCAGUUGCACCUCCAGCUGCAGAACAAGCAUGAUGCAGCCAUGAGCUUUGUGGAUGCAGGCAAUGCCUUCAAGAAAGCAGAUCCUCAAGAGGCCAUUAACUGUCUCCUCAGAGCUAUUGAGAUCUACACAGACAUGGGCCGUUUCACUAUUGCAGCCAAACACCACAUAACAAUAGCAGAGAUCUAUGAGACGGAGCUUGUGGACAUUGAAAAGGCAAUAGCUCAUUAUGAACAAGCUGCAGAUUACUAUAAAGGUGAAGAAUCUAAUAGCUCUGCUAACAAGUGUUUGCUGAAAGUGGCAACCUAUGCAGCUCAGCUGGAGCAGUACCAGAAGGCUAUUGAGAUCUAUGAGCAGGUGGGCACCAGUGCCAUGGACAGUCCUCUGCUGAAGUACAGUGCAAAGGAGUAUUUUUUCAAAGCAGCCCUCUGCCAUUUCUGCAUUGACAUGCUCAACGCCAAGUUGGCUGUACAGAAAUAUGAAGAAAUGUUUCCAGCUUUCUCAGACUCCAGAGAAUGCAAACUGGUUAAAAAAUUGCUUGAUGCUCAUGAGGAACAGAACAUUGACAGCUACACUGAAUCAGUGAAGGAGUAUGACUCUAUCUCUCGUCUUGACCAGUGGCUCACUACCAUGCUCCUGCGCAUCAAGAAAACCAUACAGGGUGAAGAAGAGGACCUGCGCUAAGCCCUGCCCUGCCCCACCCUCUGCUCCUCAUCUGCAGAAUCCUGCAUGGAUCAGCUCUGUGGGAGGCAGGAGAGGGGUCUUGGCACAAAGGAACUGGACUUGAAUGGCAAUUGGUUUAUUACGGCUCCCUUUCUCAUAACCCCUCUCCCUGCCACCACAUCUUUGUACAGUACUGCAGGAAGCCAGGCAGGGGAGUGUCACUUGUGGACUAGCUCUGACUUGAAGAGAGAUGAAGACUGUAACAUGAAGUUCUCCAUUUUUUGUUGCCUCACUAUCCCCUUCUCAUAUCAGAGCGUAUCGCUUCUUGAGCCAGUGUUUACAUCCUUCUGAUAACUUAAAACUUGUGUGGCUUUAGCAGGUUCGACUGAUAGCACCACUUCCUUCUCCUCCCCCCAAAUCUUGUUGAAGCUCAUCUCAAGAUGGGACAUGACCUCUUCUUUGCAGCAGAAGAGAUGUCCAGCCACUGUGGCCUCAUCCUACCCUAUCCCUCUGUCUGCAGCUCUUAGAAUUGUACCAGCCUAUCUCCUGUAUUCAGAGAUUGCAGGACUGGGUUGCGACGUCAUCCCGUUCCUUGAACGUACCAAAAGGGGAGCAUUGCUUCCUCUUCUAAAGAUUGGCAUGAUGAGCAUGUCAGAGCAUGUCUCCCCUGGAGACUGGCUCCCUGCUGCCCUUUCGAAUACUUGCAUCUAUCUCAGAUCUCCCAGAAAUUCCUGAUAUGUUCUGGCAUAUAUUGAACCUGUGCUUCUCUUCCUAACUUCUGGUAUGCUUUUUCUUGCACCUCAGAUGUGUACCAUUUUUCAAUUUAGGUAGGAAGGUGUCAUCCCAACUCUUUCCCUUGCCUUUAGGUGCUGAGUCACUCGCCCCCAUAUGGGGCUCAUAAUAUAUACCUAUUGCCAGCCACUAGGGGAUGCUGGGUGUUCAUUCUCUUGUUGUCUGUAUGUGGCAAGAGGCAGGCAAAUCUUGAACCAUGCAGCAGGUAGCCAAAAACCUAUUUAAUGCUAGUAACUCUGUCUUGUGUGCCAGCCAUCUUAAUAAUUACCAUCUUGUCUUGCAUGGUUCACCCCUUCAUACUUAGUUUGGAAAGAGCAUUUCUUUUGCCAAGUAUUCCAUGUUCUGUAUGCAUUGUCAUGAAGCUUUGCAAGGUUUUUUUUCCCCUUCUGAGUUUCCUCUUGUGUUGGCUUUAAAAAAGAAGAAGAAACUUUAUCAUGUAGCCUGGGCAAAGAGUUUGAAAUUUCAUGGGGGGUUCUUGUGUUAACUUUUUAUAAUUCAGAUGUGUGGGUUGGGUGCAAUGGGGAUUGGAAUUAAGAAGCGCUGCUGAAUGUUCUCAAUUGUUUGCCCAAACGUGAUGGAAGAUAGCUUGCGCAUAGCAAACAAUUAAAAAAAACUUUGCAUGGGUUGGGGGGGGGGGGGGGAAAUCUUAAAGUAAUGUCCAUCUAACAGUAGUCUCUCUAGCUUAAAUUCCUGACGCUUGUCUAAGUGACUUGCAUGUUUUUAGAUGUAUCUGUCCUCCCAGCCACCGGUGUUUCAGGACUAAUUCCUUCACCUUCCCAUCAGCCCUUCUAAAUUGUUGUUUUUGCUUCUGAACACUGGCUGUGAUUCUGUCUAUAAACACAGUUGUACGCUUGAA
Molecule: messenger RNA, 2607 nt
Organism: Sceloporus undulatus (fence lizard)
Lineage: Eukaryota; Metazoa; Chordata; Lepidosauria; Squamata; Phrynosomatidae
Product: alpha-soluble NSF attachment protein
Exons: 11
Coding region: 84-980 (298 amino acids)
Biological process (GO): synaptic transmission, glutamatergic; SNARE complex disassembly; regulation of synaptic vesicle priming
Cellular component (GO): vacuolar membrane; synaptobrevin 2-SNAP-25-syntaxin-1a complex; terminal bouton
Molecular function (GO): soluble NSF attachment protein activity; syntaxin binding
Source: RefSeq, a predicted model, not a curated record